Monodelphis domestica (gray short-tailed opossum) is the source of this 4826-nucleotide messenger RNA. RefSeq names its product SID1 transmembrane family member 1 (gene SIDT1). Gene Ontology annotation, biological process: RNA transport. Gene Ontology annotation, molecular function: double-stranded RNA binding; RNA transmembrane transporter activity. NCBI's taxonomy places the organism in Eukaryota, Metazoa, Chordata, Mammalia, Didelphimorphia, Didelphidae. The record is from RefSeq and is a predicted model, not a curated record. Gene Ontology annotation, cellular component: plasma membrane; lysosome.
CUUGGGAACCGUAGGGCCCCUCCCCCCCCCAACAGGAACAGGCCAAGGAAAUGGACCAGGGCCCAGGGCCACCAAAGGGAGCAUCAUUUAAGGGCUGUGUUGUGUCUGGCCAUGGCUCACGUCCGUCCUCUGAACCCACAGUGUAAAUGGACAAGUCAAGCUACGCUCAAACUCUAAGCCUGCCAGUGAAGGAGACAGCGCUCGGUGCCCACCAUGCGGGGCUCUUCGGGGCUCGCCCUGCUCUAUGGAUUGCCCUGGCUCCUGGCCGCAGUGCCCCAGCUCCCUCCACCAUCUGGGGGGCAGCUAAGGAGCUUUUCCCGGGCUCAGGCGAGGAGUGGCCGCUUCCAAGACACAGCCAGGGGAGCCGAUUUCGAUCGCGUUUACAGCGGGGUGGUGAACCUCAGCACGGAGGAGAUCUACUCUUUCAAUUACACCAGCAAACCCGGGCAGGUGGACGCCGUGCGGGUGUACGUGAACAGCUCCUCUGAGAACCUCAAGUAUCCGGUCCUAUUUGUGGUGCGCCAGCAGAAAGGAGUGCUGUCCUGGCAGGUGCCUCUGCUCUUCCGGGGAUUGUACCAGAGAACCUAUAACUACCAGGAAGUGAGCCGCACGCUGUGCCCUUCGGAAGCCACCAAUGAGACGAGACCCUCGGAACAACUCCUGUUUGUGGACGUGGCUUCGAUGGCUCCCCUGGGGGCCCAGUACAACCUGCUGGUUACCCGACUCAAGAGUUUCCAGCUGCAGACAAAUGUUGCCUUUCACUUCACUGCCAGCCCUUCUCAACCACAGUAUUUUCUUUACAAGUUUCCUGAAGAUGUGGACUCUGUUAUCAUUAAAGUAGUGUCUGAAAUGGUCUACCCAUGUUCAGUUGUAUCAGUUCAGGAUAUUGUGUGCCCAGUGUAUGAUCUUGACCAUAACGUGGAAUUUAAUGGUGUUUACCAGUCCAUGACCAAGAAAGCAGCUAUUACCAUACAGAAGAAGGAUUUCCCAGGAGAGCAGUUCUUUGUGGUGUUCGUGAUAAAGCCUGAAGACUAUGCUUGUGGAGGAUCAUUCUUCAUCCAGGAAAAGGAAAACCACACCUGGAACCUACAGAGAACAAAGAACCUCAAAGUGACCAUUGUUCCCUCCAUUAAAGAAUCUAUUUAUGUGAAGGCCAUAUUACUCAGCUUCCUUAUAUUCUUCUCCUUCUACUUGGGGUCUCUACUUGUUGCUUUUGUGCACUAUGUCAGAUUUCGGAGGAAAUCCAUGGACGGGAGAUACUGUUCAAACGACGGACCUAGGAAUGUAACUGAUUCCCACCCCAUUGCCACCAGCACACCUGAAGGGAGCAGCUAUGGGGCAAUAGAUGAGUCCGUGUCCAGUGGAGGCAGGCAGAUGUCUUCAUCAGACGGCGGGGGCCGCUACCAGUCAGACACCGAUAGCUCGGUGGAGGAAGAGAGCGAUUUUGACACCAUGCCGGACAUUGAAAGUGAUAAAAAUGUCAUUCGGACCAAGAUGUUCCUCUACCUGUCAGACCUGUCCAGGAAGGAUCGAAGAAUUGUCAGCAAAAAAUAUAAGAUUUAUUUUUGGAACAUCACGACCAUUGCUGUGUUUUAUGCCCUUCCUGUCAUCCAGCUGGUUAUCACCUACCAGACUGUUGUGAAUGUGACUGGCAAUCAGGACAUCUGCUACUAUAACUUUCUCUGUGCUCACCCCUUGGGGGUCCUCAGUGCCUUCAACAACAUCCUCAGCAACCUUGGUCACGUGCUCCUGGGAUUCCUCUUCCUCCUGAUAGUGUUGCAUCGGGACAUCCUCCACCGAAGGUCCCUGGACGCGAAGGACAUCUUUGCCAUGGAAUAUGGGAUUCCCAAGCACUUUGGCCUUUUCUAUGCCAUGGGCAUCGCCCUGAUGAUGGAAGGGGUUCUCAGUGCUUGCUACCACGUCUGCCCUAAUUACUCCAACUUCCAGUUUGACACCUCCUUCAUGUACAUGAUCGCCGGGCUCUGCAUGCUGAAGCUCUAUCAGACCCGCCACCCUGACAUCAAUGCCAGUGCCUAUUCUGCCUACGCAUCUUUUGCAGUGGUCAUCUGUCUUGCUGUCCUCGGAGUGUUAUUUGGAAAAAAUGAUGUGUGGUUCUGGGUUAUCUUCUCUGCCAUCCACAUUCUGGCAUCCCUUGCUCUCAGCACACAGAUCUACUAUAUGGGUCGUUUCAAAAUAGCAGAUCUGGGAAUUUUCCGCCGGAUUGCAAUGGUGUUCUACACUGACUGUUUCCACCAGUGUAGCCGACCCCUGUACAUGGACAGAAUGGUGCUGCUCAUUGUUGGGAAUCUUGUUAACUGGUCCUUUGCCCUCUUCGGACUGGUGUAUCGGCCCAGGGACUUUGCCUCCUACAUGCUGGGGAUCUUCAUCUGCAACCUGCUGCUGUAUCUUGCCUUUUACAUCAUCAUGAAGCUCCGCAGCUCUGAGAGGGUCCUUCCCAUCCCGCUCUUCUGCAUCAUUGCCACAGCCGUGGUGUGGGCAGCAGCCCUUUACUUCUUCUUCCAGAAUCUUAGCAGCUGGGAGGAAACCCCAGCAGAAUCCCGAGAGAAGAACCGUGACUGUAUCCUGCUGGAUUUCUUUGAUGACCACGAUGUCUGGCACUUCCUUUCUGCUACUGCCUUGUUUUUCUCAUUCUUGGUAUUAUUAACUCUGGAUGAUGACCUGGAUGUGGUCCGGAGAGACCAGAUCCCCGUCUUCUGAGUGCGGGCUGUGCGUGACGUGAGAGAAAGUGGACCCUCUUAGUGCUGCUCCACAGCUGUUGCAGCCACCACCAUAGAUUCUCUGGUCAUCUGCCAAGAGGACCAACUCGUGUGCAUCCCAAUAGUGAGCGUGUGAGAAGAGGAGGGGGAGCCCCCUGGAGAGGGACACGGGCAAUCGUGGCCGGCGGAAGGCCGACCCCCCAGUUCUUCUUUUUGCCACUCCGCUGAGAUGGAACAAGAAGCAUAAAUAUCGUUCCCGCGGCAUCGUCCUGCAACCCUCCCCCAGAAGUUGGUCAGCUGCGGCAAACUGAUGGUGCCCCUUUUCCUUGAUCUCUGGGCCCAGUGAGGCUACAAACUGACUUCUCCCAAGACCUUUUGGCUACAGUCACGUGUUUGUCAGCUUGUCUGCUCUUGGACAAGCCAGAGCAUCCGUCUGCACCUUCGGAGCCCUGGUGGGGACGGUCCCUCCUUCGGUGCGCGCUAUAUAAGCUCGGGGGCUUCCCCUCAGCCCGGGGAAGGCCCACUCUCUGGGGGGAAGCUGUCUGUUUCCUAUAGGCUCCCGGUCUAUGUUGUUAAUGGAUGUGGAGCAGAACGUCCACUGGACGUUCUUUGUGACAGAGCCUCUGGGACAGAAGGCUCCUGUUCCUACCUAUUCUUCACCCAUCAAGCGCCCGUGUCUGCAUCAAAGGCUCUUUGCGGACUCCAUAUUUGGCUUUAACGUUCCUGGGAAGACGCUGCUCCUCCUCCUUCCUCUUGCCAGCCCCUGUGGUGAUGGACACCCUUUCAAAGCACGUGCCAGGGCGGGAAACUCCCAACAACCAGUAGAAUGACAUCCAGCGAGUGAAGCCAGCCCAUCCUUCCGGGUGGCAAAAUCGUCAGCAACUUCAGAACUAAACAUCAUCUGCCUCAGCCCAAGGCCGCAAUCUUGGAAGAUUCUAGACUUUGGUGCAAAUGCCCCCUCGUAAAAGUGCUCACUCUGUUCUUCGGCCCCAAAUAGCUGAAUGGUGUACCUAAAGUAUCAGUGAGAGAGAAGCGGGCAAAUAAUCCAGAAAAAGGAAACUUAGCAAGGCACUCAGAUGAGCUCUAGCCUGUCCCUUAGUUUGCCCCACUCUGUGGUAGGCUCAGACCGUCUCACCUUGAGCCAUUUUUAGAGCUGACCCCUUCCUGGCUGCAGAGAGCUCUAAGGAUUUUAAUGCUCUCUUUGGUAAUACUCGAUAGUCUUUUUUUCUCCCCCCAAAGGUAUGGAAAAGCAGAAAUCUAACUUAGGUCUGCUUUCCUUUUGCCCAACAGGCCUGCCUCUAUGAGGCUGGGAGCCUCCAUUUUUACAUUGCUCCCUUCUUAGAAGGAAUUUGAUGUGAGAGGAAAACUAACUUUUGAGUGAAAUUUAAGUCCCCUGAAUUUUUUGACCCAUCCCCUCAAAGAGAUGAAUCUACAUCUUUUUUAAAAAAAGAAAAGUGCUUUUUAGCAUUAUCUUUACUCGAAAAUAUUUGCAUAAGCAUUUUUAACAAAUACAUUUUGGAAGUUUUACUUGGCAAGCCUCUUCUUGCUUUCACAACAUGUGCACACGCACAAAGAUGCUUGCAAUGAAAUAUUGUGUGAAAAGUUUCUAAACAACCAAAAUGGAUUUAAUAGCGUUCUGUUUUUCUUCAUUCUUAAAAAGACCCAUUUUUAUAGUUACAGCCACAUGGAGACCAUUAAUUACAUACUCAUCUUAAACCAUAAAACCAAAGCCCAUUUUACUGCACCUGGCACUCUUUAGACUAUAAUCCAUGAAUUCUUUUUCUUUUCCAUUUCUCUUUUGUUUAUAAGCCCCACUACGGAGAAAUAGAACAAUAAAAAUCCAUCCAAGCAGCGCCACGGCCUAAUCUGAACAAGCUGUAAGGUCUAUUCCCAAUUCUGAGUCUUCCUUGGAAAACAAAUCAGUAGAACCAGAGGGUGGGAGGCGGGCAGGAGGGUCCAGGACGCUUCUUCUAGCACUGUGUCUUUGAUCACCACUCUGAUGUCCGCCUUGUGCUGUGAAGUCACUGAUUGUUGUGGAUUGUGUUCUGUGUGGCAGGACUGAACGCCCAGAUCAAGCCUGCUGUGAUAAAUGUCAAUACUGAGAUACAA